AUGGUUACUGCUAUGCAGUUGGACCAAAAUAAUCAUUUUGAAGAUACUCGAAGCACAACUUCAACUUUAGUCAGUGGAGAAAAUAGAAAUGAAGACGAAAGAAAUAAUACAAAUCAAAUUAGACAUGAAAAAAGACAUGACACAAAUGCUAAUCCUGAUCAACUUGUUCAAAAUGCUUUAAAAGACUGGAGACUGAAAGAGAGAAUAAAAACUGUAUCAGGCCUUUUAGUUGUUUGCCUUAAUAUCGGUACUGAUCCACCAGAUGUCGUCAAAACAAAUCCUUGUGCAAAAUUAGAAUGUUGGAUAGAUCCUUUUCUACUUAUUCCCCAAAAAUCACUGGAAGCUAUUGGAAAGAGUUUACAUAAUCAAUAUGAAACAAUCAAUGGACGUACACGAUUUAAAUUAUCACUCGACCCCUCAGUAGAAGAAACAAAGAAAGUAUGUUGUCAAAUGCGACGAAAUGCCAAAGAGGAACGUAUCUUAUUUCAUUAUAAUGGUCAUGGCGUCCAAAGCCUACCACCAGUGGCGAAAUUUGGGUAUUUAAUAGAAACUAUACACAGUAUUAUUCCAGUAUCAUUAUUUGAUUUGCAAUCAUGGUUAGGUUCACCUGUCAUUUAUGUCUGGGAUUGUUCCGCUGCUGGUAAUAUCAUUAACGCCUUUAAUCGCUUUGCAGAACAAAGAGAUAUUGAGACUUUAAGGUUAGCGCAACACAACAACAACAACAACAACACAGCAGCAGCAGCAACAACAACAGCAACACAGCAACAACAGCACUCAAAUAAUCAUGGAAUAGUAUCAGCAGCGCCUACACCAUUACCGGUGCAGCAGGUAUAUUGGAAAGAUAGUAUUCAGCUUGCAGCUUGUGGUCCUAAUGAGACAUUACCUAUGAACCCUGACCUACCUGCUGAUGUAUUUACAGCAUGUUUAACAACACCUAUUGAAAUGUCAUUAAGAUGGGACGAUCAACAGAGAGAACGUACACCAUUAGGUGAACUUAAUUGGAUAUUCACCGCUGUCACAGAUACCAUUGCUUGGUGUGUCCUACAAGACCAGCCAGAGCUUUUUAAACGACUCUUUCGACAAGAUUUAACUGUAGCUUCUAUGUUUAGAAAUUAUUUAUUAGCAGAACGAAUUAUGCGAUCUUACCAAUCUUGGGAUUUAGCAGUUGACAUGUGUCUUUUUCAAUUACCCGCUUUGAAGGCAGCUGAAGCAGGUGGUCCUAGUUACGAAUAUCAAUCCAGUACCUUUUUUUCAGAACAACUAACUGCCUUUGAAGUCUGGCUAUCAGAGGGUGCUGUAAAUCCCAAAAUCCCUGAACAACUGCCCAUUGUUCUACAAGUCUUGUUAAUGGGUAUCUUCCCCUAUGUGCUUAAACUCCUUCAAAGCCCUGCUGCAGAACUCAAACCAGUGUUAGUCUUUAUUUGGGCACGUAUCUUGGCUGUCGAUCGAUCAUGUCAAAACGAUCUCCUUAAAGAUCAUGGCUAUGCCUAUUUUAUCAAUAUCUUAACACCUAACAACGCCAUGCUCAGUAUUCCUCACGUCUCUGAGCAUCGUGCCAUGACUCAUGUGAACGAUUCAGAUCCACUCCUUCGUCAAUGGAUCUGUCUUUGUCUCGCUCAAGUCUGGAAGAAUAACAUAGAGGCCAAGACUGCUGCAAUUUCUGAAAAUGGUCAUGAAAAAUUAUGCACACUUUUGAACGAUCAUGUGCCCGAGGUACGUGCCUCAGCUAUGUAUGCGCUAGUUUCAGCAUUAACUGUCAUGUCGGAUGGAUCUCCUAUGGUUAGAAAGGAAUUUGUAAUUGCUCUUAGUCAUAUUGUAGAUCAAGCAGGCACAUCCAAGUUUUUGACAGCAGCAAGUCAAACAAUUGAAGAAGAACAACGUUUGUUUGUAAAUGAAGAUCAUGCACGCACCAAGAGCAUGUUAAGAGGAGGACGUCAAGUGCCUGGCGCAUUUGAUGGUAAUCACUUCUUUGGUAAUAGUUCGUCUAGUAGUUAUGAUUCUGUUUAUUCAGUGCUUUGGAAAGCUUUGUUGAAUUUAUCUGUCGAUCCUCACCCUGACGUUGCUAAAGCGGCUUCGAUUGUAGUGGAUCACAUAAAUAUGGCUUUGCUGAAUACGCCUAUGAUUGGUGAAUAUGCUUCAAACCUUGCACGUGAAGCUAUGAUGGCGGCUCAUCAGCAGCAACAACAGCAACAACAACAACAACAACAACAGCAGCAGCAGCAACAACAUCAACAGGAAAAUGCUAUAAAUGGUUUGGAUCGAUCUUAUUCACUUCAUUUAGGUGAGCAUGACAAAGGCAAUCAUAAACGUCCUCCUAAAUUAACACGAUCUGUUUCAUUUGCUUCGACAUUACGAACUUUUUACAAUUUUGGAAGCAAUCAACAUGAAUCACCGACGAGCCUAACAGAACAAUCAGCGAAAAAUAGUCAUCUAACUUCGAAACAUGAAGUGAAUCAUGUAGAAGAAACAAGCCAUACAUUACCUCUUACAUCUACUUUCUAUGAUUGGAGCUGUGAAUACUUCACGGAACCACAGAUGAGAGUAGCAGAAGCUGAUGAACCAGGAAGUGUUAUCUAUACCCAACGUAAAUGGCGACGAAGCCGGAAUGAAAAAAUUUUACAAGAAUCAAGCAUGAUGACAAAGAACCUAUCAGGACGUUGCUGGGAGGAACAGGUGAAUACGAUGUAUAAUGAUACAGAGGCCAGUCUACUGUUAUUACAUCAAUUUGAACCCCAUUUAGUAGCUGCUGAUCACCUAAAUUGUUUAGUAGUUUGGGAUUGGAAACAAGGAACGCCACUGAGUGUGAUUGAUAACCAUAAUCCAUCUCAAAGUCGCAUUACAGAUCUAAAAAUUAUGAUGGUAGUGGAGAAACAAGAGCAAGCUAUCUUAGUAAGCUCCUGGCGUCCUCUGAAAGAUAUGGAAAAGAGCAGUGCAAGACAAAGUGGACUAGUGACAGACUGGCAUCAAUCAAGAGUCUGGGAUGUACAUCAAGAAUUACCGGUCAUGGAUAUCUUUACACAAUCGGAAGGGUGUGUGACAAGUAUUACAGGCGAUCAAGUGAAUAGUAAUAUUAUCAUUGCAGGUUUUGGAGAUGGAUCUAUUGGUGUUUAUGAUCGACGUCUAAGCUCAGAUCAAGCACUUGUAAAGAAAUGGAAUGAACACAAAGCUUGGGUGACAGGUAUACAUUUACAAAGAGAAGGUAAUCGGGAACUAGUUUCCGGUGGAUUUGAAGGAGAAAUUAAGAUAUGGGAUAUUCGUGAAUCACGGUCAAUAAAAACCUUUGAAGCGCAUACACAUCAUGAGAUGACAGCAUUGGCAGUUCAUGAUCAUGCUAACAUUGUUGCAAGUGCUGGUGAUGAUCAAGUUGUCAAGCUAUGGAAUAUGAAUGGAAAUCGUUUAUCAACACUACAUCCAUCCUCCAGAUUCCUAGGACAAAAGUCUUCUUUUACUCGUACUUUAGCCUUCCAUCCUAAUUUAAUGCUCAUGGCUGCCAGUGGAAAUGACGGUUAUAUAACUUUGUAUGGAAUACAUUAAAUAUGCAUAACGUUACAUUUAUUUAGAUUGUUAUAUCAUCAGCCUUUAUACACACGAUUUAAAAUAAAAGCUUAUGAAUAUAAUGAAUUUACAUAGAGAACUCAACUUUAUAUCUAGAUGACUUGCAUUUGCUUCAUUUACUUGUAACAAUUUAUAAACCUUCUUUAGAAGAAAUUUGAAUAAAAAAAAAGGGAUACAUUUCAUCAUCUUAAGGAACUAAACAUGAAAC
Cokeromyces recurvatus is the source of this 3763-nucleotide messenger RNA. RefSeq names its product raptor N-terminal caspase like domain-containing protein. The transcript is spliced from 15 exons. Gene Ontology annotation, molecular function: protein binding; protein-macromolecule adaptor activity. The record is from RefSeq and is a predicted model, not a curated record. Bases 1 to 3534 code for a protein of 1177 amino acids. NCBI's taxonomy places the organism in Eukaryota, Fungi, Mucoromycota, Mucoromycetes, Mucorales, Mucoraceae. Gene Ontology annotation, cellular component: cytoplasm; TORC1 complex. Gene Ontology annotation, biological process: cellular response to amino acid stimulus; cellular response to starvation; positive regulation of protein serine/threonine kinase activity.